Dromaius novaehollandiae (emu) is the source of this 1198-nucleotide messenger RNA. RefSeq names its product purine rich element binding protein A (gene PURA). Gene Ontology annotation, cellular component: nucleus. The transcript has a single exon. Bases 67 to 1008 code for a protein of 313 amino acids. The record is from RefSeq and is a predicted model, not a curated record. Gene Ontology annotation, biological process: regulation of transcription by RNA polymerase II. Gene Ontology annotation, molecular function: RNA polymerase II transcription regulatory region sequence-specific DNA binding; purine-rich negative regulatory element binding; DNA-binding transcription factor activity, RNA polymerase II-specific. NCBI's taxonomy places the organism in Eukaryota, Metazoa, Chordata, Aves, Casuariiformes, Dromaiidae.
GAGGCGGCGGCCGGCGGCGGCCGGAGGCGGCGGCGGCGGCGGCCGGGCGCAGGGGCGGGCAGCAUCAUGGCGGACAGAGACAGUGGCAGCGAGCAGGGCGGCGGCGGCGGCGGGGGCGCGCCGGGCUCCGGGGGGCCGGGCUCGGGCGGCGGCGGCGGCGGCGGGGGCCCGGGGGGCGGCCUGCAGCACGAGACGCAGGAGCUGGCCUCCAAGCGGGUGGACAUCCAGAACAAGCGCUUCUACCUGGACGUCAAGCAGAACGCCAAGGGCCGCUUCCUCAAGAUCGCCGAGGUGGGCGCCGGCGGCAACAAGAGCCGCCUCACGCUCUCCAUGUCGGUGGCCGUGGAGUUCCGCGACUACCUGGGCGACUUCAUCGAGCACUACGCGCAGCUGGGGCCCAGCCAGCCGCCCGAGCUGGCGCAGGCGGCCGACGAGCCGCGCCGGGCGCUCAAGAGCGAGUUCCUGGUGCGGGAGAACCGCAAGUACUACAUGGAUCUGAAGGAGAACCAGCGCGGGCGCUUCCUCCGCAUCCGCCAGACCGUCAACCGCGGCCCGGGGCUGGGCUCCACGCAGGGCCAGACCAUCGCGCUGCCGGCGCAGGGGCUCAUCGAGUUCCGCGACGCCCUGGCCAAGCUCAUCGACGACUACGGUGUGGAGGAGGAGCCGGCCGAGCUGCCCGAGGGCACCUCCUUGACUGUGGACAACAAGCGCUUCUUCUUCGACGUGGGCUCCAACAAGUACGGCGUGUUCAUGCGGGUGAGCGAGGUGAAGCCCACCUACCGCAACUCCAUCACCGUCCCCUACAAGGUGUGGGCCAAGUUCGGCCACACCUUCUGCAAGUACUCGGACGAGAUGAAGAAGAUCCAGGAGAAGCAGCGGGACAAGCGCGCCGCCGCCGCCGCCUCCGCGGGCGCCGAGCAGCAGCCCGAGGCGGAGAGCAGCGCCGCCGCCGCCGCCGCCGGGCCGCCCGGGGCCCUGCUGCAGGCCGACGAGCCCGAGGAGGAUUGAUCGCGACUCGGCCUGCCCGCGCUGCCUCCCUGCCUGCUGCACAGAGACACACGCCCCCGCAGAGACUGAGCCUGUCGCGGCCCGCACGGCGAGCCCGCGGCACGCACCCCGAGAGAGACCCAACGCAAGGCGCCCAAAGCGGAAAACCAGGCAACCGGACGGAAAGCCGAAGCGACGACGAAAAUGUACC